AUGCCCCUGAUUGUAUUUGACACUGCUGUUGCUGACCUGGCGUGUGACCCGACCAUUCUAUGCCCGCUGACUUGUACCUUGCCGUCCUCUCUGUUACCCGACCCCCCGGCCCGUCUGAACCUUGCUCAUCCAUCCCUUGCAAUCCCUUGCAGUGGGGUCCUUCUGACCUCUCUACAUCCAGGACUCUUCCCGUGGGAGCCCUUGGCGGCAUACCACUACCACUGACGGACGCACCCAGUAGCCCACGACCUGGUCUCGGGGGGCGGGGGGCUUCCAAGUCCAUCCCCACCAUCAGGGGGCCCUGGUGAACAAGCACCCUGGGACUUA
Molecule: messenger RNA, 327 nt
Organism: Staurois parvus
Lineage: Eukaryota; Metazoa; Chordata; Amphibia; Anura; Ranidae
Source: the annotation of a GenBank genome assembly